AGGAACACAGAAUGUCAGAAACUUGGGAAGCGUUGCGGAAGAAAGCCCGAAGCACAGAAAAUUCCAUCGAUGUCAAGCUCGUCUCCCUGAAUAAAUUAACGGCUAGCUCUCAUGGCGGUUUUGACAUCGACGAGAAAACAGUUUCCUCAAGACAAACGAGCUUCAAAACAGUGACAACAGAAAUCGAAGGAUUGAUAGAGCAAUUGACAAAUAUCAAUGAUGAUAUGAAUGACGUAGCUGGUGCUCAAUCCUCGGCAUCUUGGGCUAAUAAUCCAGCCAUUCAACACACACUUCGACGACAUCGAGAAAUUCUUCGAGAUUACGGUAGUGAGUAUCGACGUGCAAGAGAUAAUGUUGAUCAGGUAUUACAGAGAGAACUCUUGUUGAGCAGUUCAAAUGAAAAUCGUAAUAAUCCUAUACUGAACAACAGGGCUCGUGGAUAUGAUAUGUAUUUGAAGGAGAAUGACCAUAUAAACGCUUGUGAUCGAUUGUUAGAUGAACAGUUAGAAAUGGCAAUGUCAACGAAAGAGAAUAUGGCCAGACAGGGAAUUAAUCUACGUGGAAUAUCAACUCGGCUUCAUCAUAUUUCAAAAAAAUAUCCUGCAAUUAACAAUUUGAUGCAAAAAAUCAAAACGAAAAAGCAGAAGAACACACUGAUCCUUGCUGCCGUCAUCUCAUCGUGCCUUAUUUUUACAAUUUUCUGGAUUAUCAAUUAAUCAGUUUCAAAUAUCAAAAAAAAACUCAAAAACUUUUUCGAACUCCGAUUUUCGUAUUUUUCGAAGAAAUUUAACAAUCGGCAGUCGUAACUUUUUAUCAAGUUUUCGAGUUGUUAUUACUUUGUGUCAAUGAAAAAUAGAAACUGAAUGAUAAGAAUAAUCGAUUUUUGUACUAUUCCCUUGUCCCUUCAUACAACGCACACCACUUUCAUUGUGAUAUUCCUCACCGUUUUUCUAAUUUUUACUUGUAAAUAAUUUUCUCGUUUUGUAAUCUUUCGAGUAUAAUGGAGUUCUUGGCUUUUUCGUUUUUUUCUCGAUGUGAAACAAUUGGGUAUACAUAUUUAUGAAUUAAAGUAUUAUUUAAAGA
Caenorhabditis elegans is the source of this 1083-nucleotide messenger RNA. RefSeq names its product Golgi SNAP receptor complex member 1 (gene gos-28). The transcript has 6 exons. Lineage: Eukaryota; Metazoa; Nematoda; Chromadorea; Rhabditida; Rhabditidae. Gene Ontology annotation, biological process: endoplasmic reticulum to Golgi vesicle-mediated transport. The coding region runs from base 12 to 716 and encodes 234 amino acids. Gene Ontology annotation, cellular component: cis-Golgi network; membrane; Golgi membrane. The record is from RefSeq and is marked reviewed.